GUUGCGUCCCGGUUUGAUGCGCCUCGACGCCACACCGGUCACCACCACGCCACCCGCCGGGCAUUAGUUGACUUUCAGCCUCGUCGUGUCUGCCUAAAACUUGACCACGAUAGUUACAAUGGCGCUCGUUCCUCUGACAUCGCGACCCGUUCUCCUGACCUACAGACGAUGAGCUCCCAUAGCCUUUGCACUCGUAUGCGUAUGCGCAUGGUCUCUCAGGUUACCGACUAUUCUCUCUAGUACGCUUCCCACUGAGCAACAGCUCAACUAGCCCUCGCGAUGAGCGAGCAAUUUAUUAAGGAAGAGUCGCAAGCCCUUGUACCUCACAAUUUACACCAUCCGGCCUACUCAAGCAUCGCAUCCGAAAAUGGCGAAAUCCGAUUGUUGGAACUACUGCCUGGAAAGUACGACGAUCCUCUCUCAAUGCGCCUGCUGCCGAAGAAGUCAAACGAAGACAUCGAAUACGAAGCUCUUUCAUAUGCGUGGGGAACGACCGAUAGUCCGCACGAAGCUCUUCUUGAUGGUACCCCAACUUCUAUGAGAACAAGCCUUGAUCUUGGCCUCAGACGCCUCCGGUAUGCUGAGAAGUCCCGCAUCCUGUGGGUCGACGCCUUGUGUAUCAACCAGAACGAUGUCCAGGAGCGAUCUCAUCAGGUUCAACAAAUGGAGAUGAUAUACAGCUCAGCGACGACCGUACUGAUUUGGCUUGGAGAGUUGCCAUCAUCCAAUACGUGCCAAGAUCAAGAGCGCUGUGAAAAAGCCUUUUCUGAACUUCUUACUGAAUCGCGCCGAAUAAACUUAAUGCUCGGUUCCGCCACUCAGGACAAGCUACGCUUCUCGAUGAUGUCCAAAUUUCUAAAGCAAAAUGAGCUGUUCUACGAUAUACGCCAUUUCAUGGGACACCUUUCGGACACUUGCUCUCAACCUUGGUUCAGACGGUUAUGGAUUAUUCAAGAGUUCAUCUUGGCCAGAGAAGAUCCAGUGAUACACACAGGACGACACGUUGCAAGGUGGCUAGACUUCUUUUAUGCUAUAAAAAUGAGUCGCACAUGCUGGGUGAAUUUCCGACGCGGAGUUAAGGGAGUCUAUCCUCAGCUUUUUGCGAUGGAAGAUUUCUGGAAAAUGCGACACACAGGUACGAAGAAGAAGAAAACCCUGAUGUGGUGGCUAUCCUAUUCGUUCGAUUCUCGUGCCACAGACAACCGGGACAAGAUUUACGGGCUACUAGGAAUCUGUGACUUCCAAGUAGCGGACCCAAUUAUACCUGACUAUUCGAAGAGUUUUCAACAAGUCCUCGCCGAAACUCUUGUAGUUGAUAUACUAGAACGAUCCCCAGUGCGCUAUCUCGAACGUCCCUUAACACCCAUCGUAGCAUUCGACAGAGACCUUCACAGACCUUCAUGGUUGUUCGAUGAAGAGGGAUUUAGAUGGUCGCCUGAAAUGCGAAGACCUCUGAUACUAUCUUCAAAUGAGCGGAAGCGGCGAAACAGCUUGCUGCGCCUGUCGGAAGAUGGCCGAACUCUUUUCACACAAGGUCGCUAUAUCGGUACAAUCUCCGCCGUUUUGUCUUGCGUGACAACUGGAGACGACUCCAAAGAGAAGGCUCGUUUAGUCGCCGAGUUGUGCGAAUUUUACCACAAGGUUCUGAAACCGAUCAAUAUAACACCGCAACGUCUAUUUGAGCUUGUAAGACCCAACAACAAAACAUACGGCGAUUCGAACGAGUUUGCUGCUCAUUUGUCGGGAGUUGGGAACGAAUCCCCUUCAAACAUAGAAAUCAGAGAGUUUGGUAGUAUGAAAAGGCAACUCUGCAAAGACGACCCUGGAUGCUCUCAGACUCUGAUAGUCACGGAAGAAGGUGAUCUUGGAAUGACAUGGCAUGUAGAUCAAGUUGGAUUACAAGCUGGUGACAUCGUCGUCAAUUUGUUCGGGUACAACGUGCCUUUCAUCCUGAGGCCUUCUGAAAGAGCUCAGGUGCAUGUCAUGCUUAACAUCGCUCAGUUCGAUUCGAGGACGGGAAGCUACGGCUACGAUUGGGUUCGAUUCGAGGAUGUAGGAAGGGAAGAGUACGUACUUAUCUAACGCAUCUUAUAUCGAGAAGAAUGCGAUCCGCAUUAUCAACCUCAUAAGACUAUAGGUGAUAAUGCGCCCACUUCCUCAAGACGAAUAUUUCAAUCACAUCACCUAGACUCUACUUCGGCGAUAAUGGCAAGGCAUACGGCCUUGGCCGCAGACUUAACAUUCCCCUCUCCCCCACCCAUCCCACCUAAAACCUACUAACAUCCCUCCCAAACACCCAAUUAACCGCCCAAUAAACCGGCACAAGAACCUUAUUCCUCCAACUAACCGUCCUUGUCAAAUACGCCCCCCUCCAAAUAAUCCACGCCACAUAACCCUGCAAUCUCCCACCCCACUUGCCACCUCCCUGGAACAAGGCAUUCCAAUUACCAAUAUACGCCAGCGUACCGAGAUCUCUGUAUGUGAAUCCCUUGGACUCUGAAGAAGGCGAGGACGGGGAU
Molecule: messenger RNA, 2519 nt
Organism: Alternaria alternata
Lineage: Eukaryota; Fungi; Ascomycota; Dothideomycetes; Pleosporales; Pleosporaceae
Product: HET-domain-containing protein
Exons: 1
Coding region: 280-2082 (600 amino acids)
Source: RefSeq, a predicted model, not a curated record